Messenger RNA from Penicillium vulpinum, 2181 nucleotides. RefSeq names its product protein kinase COQ8. Gene Ontology annotation, molecular function: kinase activity. NCBI's taxonomy places the organism in Eukaryota, Fungi, Ascomycota, Eurotiomycetes, Eurotiales, Aspergillaceae. Bases 1 to 2181 code for a protein of 726 amino acids. The record is from RefSeq and is a predicted model, not a curated record. Gene Ontology annotation, cellular component: extrinsic component of mitochondrial inner membrane. The transcript is spliced from 2 exons. Gene Ontology annotation, biological process: ubiquinone biosynthetic process.
AUGUCAGGCAAGCGUCUGCUCGACGCCCUUCAAUUCCUCAAUGUGUCCAAAACGGUCGCAGCCAAACACCUGGCCAUUCGGCAACAACAACUAGAUGUUUACACGCGCACAUCUUCCCUGACAAAGGGGAUCAAGGCCCAAACAGAGGGUCUAAUCCUGACCGCUCAAGCUGCCGCUGCAUUGGCACGCCGAUUUGAUGAACCCUCGCCACCAUCUUCGCCGAGCCCGGCAGACUUCCCCGACAAGUCCACAUCGGCGGAUAAGACGCCUAGCACUGCAACUACUCCGCCUCCCGACCUCGCCCGCAAACUGCAACGUCAGGCCGAAUCGCAGAUCCCGGCUUCGGCCGCAACAUACACUGGCAAUGAGAAACCGAAUGCUCUGGAUGUGAACAAGCAACAGGAUGUCUUCUAUGAGCCAUCGCUUCGGUCGGAGCUGGAUCUCUCGGGCCUGCCGAGAGUGAAGAUACCUAAGGCCACAAGUGAUGCUCAAGUUAGUAGUGAUGGAUUGAAUGCGGACGUCUUCAACUCGUCUGUUGGGUCGGGUAAGCCUGCUCCCGUCGAGCAGGAGAUGUCCGAGGAGAUGAUCCAAGGUCUUUUCCACAGCCCGAGAGUGUCGCGCAUGAUCUCCGGAAAGCCGCCGCCGAAGAGGGACUGGAAGCUGGCCGCAAAGCCUCAGCAGCCGGACGUGAAGCCUCAGCAACCAGACGUGAAUGUUGCUAAGCCCAUUUCCCCGGUGGCUCCGAAAUCCGAAGCUCAAGAGAUGGAGGAACUUGCGGCCAGCGUCGCUGAAGAAGUAGUGCCCAGUGUGCACACCGUCGACGAGGUCAAGGAGAAACAAGCAUACCAGAUGCUAGAGUCGCGCGUACCAUCCUCUCGCUUAGGCAGACUGUGGCAGUACGGUGGUCUAGCGACCUCAAUGGCAUUUGGUGCUGUUGGGGAGGGUUUACGGCGGGCCACUGGCAGCCAGGAUAAUGGCUCGAUUAUGUUCAGUGCUGGUAACAUGGAACGAAUGGUAGCCAAGUUGUCAAAAAUGCGCGGCGCAGCUCUCAAGCUGGGACAGAUGCUGAGCAUUCAAGACUCCAACAUGCUCCCCGAACAAAUCCAGCAAGUCCUCCAACGUGUACAAGAUCGCGCAGACUAUAUGCCCGCCUGGCAGCGUGACAAAGUGCUUACCGACAACCUCGGACCCAACUGGCGCGACCUGUUCACCACCUUCAACGAGGUCCCUAUGGCAGCAGCCUCAAUCGGCCAAGUGCACUCAGCCGUCCUCAAAAGCACCGGUCAACCCGUCGCCGUAAAAGUUCAAUACCCAGGCGUUGCCGACUCAAUCGACAGCGACCUAAACAACCUCUCCAUUCUCCUAACAGCCUCCCGCCUCCUCCCCAAGGGCCUGUUCCUCGACAAAACAAUUGCGAACGCGCGCACCGAACUAGCCUGGGAAUGCGACUAUAUCCGCGAAGCCGAAGGCGCCAACCGCUUCCGCGAGCUCCUAGCCAACGACCCGGUCUUCAUCGUUCCAGAGAUAAUUGCCCACGCCUCAGGCAAACAAGUCCUAACAAUGGAAAUGCUAGACGGCGUAGCCGUAACCAAAGUAGCGGACUUCACCCAAACACAACGUGACUGGAUCGGCACCCAAAUAAUGCGCCUCUGCCUCCGCGAGAUCGCCGAAUUCCACUACAUGCAGACCGACCCGAAUUGGACAAACUUCCUCUACAAUGCCGCAACGAACAAACUCGAACUCCUCGACUUCGGCGCCUCCCGCGCCUACCCCGAAGAGUUCAUAACGACUUACGUGCGCACGCUAAUCGCCGCCUCCCGCAAUGACCGCAAAACCUGCCAUGAACUCUCCAUCGAGCUAGGAUACCUGACAGGAAUGGAAUCGCAGGCGAUGGUCGACGCGCACGUGAGCUCGAUCACAACGAUAGCAGAGCCGUUCAUGCUUUCCUCGCCGGAUCUGUAUGACUUCAGUAAUCAGACGAUCACGGACCGCGUGCGCGAGUUUAUUCCGGUUAUGAUUCGGGAGAGACUGGCGCCACCGCCUGAGGAGACGUACUCGCUGCAUCGAAAGUUGAGUGGAGCUUUCUUGCUUUGUGCGAGACUUGGUAGCUCGGUGCCUUGUAAAGCUUUGUUUAUUGAGGCUGUUGAGACGGCGAAGCGGAAUGGGUUGAAGGUGGAGUAG